This is a messenger RNA of Striga asiatica, 1160 nucleotides long. Lineage: Eukaryota; Viridiplantae; Streptophyta; Magnoliopsida; Lamiales; Orobanchaceae. The record is from the annotation of a GenBank genome assembly.
AUGUGGUACAGAUCGGCCUCAUUCAUCCGCGACAGUCAGCUGCAGCGGCGGCCGGAGGACGCCGUAAGCAUUCCCGGAGGGGGGCCUCCCGCCGCGGCCGCCGGCGCCGCUAACCCUAGUAACAUCUCGAUGUACUACCAGACUCGAGCGGCACAGCACGGCGUCGUCACGAGCGACUGGCUGGAUCAGGCGCGGGCCGCCGCGGCCUCGGAGGUCGAUGGCGUUCCGGGCGACGAUGACGGGGACAAGGGUUUCAGCGUGGUGGAUGAGUUCAACAGGUGGCGUGCGCAGCCGGAGAUGGCGGAGGCGGUGGCGGCGACCAGGGCUCUGGCUUCGGUCAUUCGGUCGAGUCAAGCUACCACGAUGAUGGAGCUACAGAUUGAGCUUAAGAAGGCCUCCGAUUCACUCAAAUCAUGGGAUGGGACUUCCAUCUCUCUAACAGCUGGUUGUGACCUCUUCAUGCGCUAUGUGAAAAAAACAUCGGCUUUGGAAGAUGAAGACUUCAAUUCUACAAAGUCUUGGCUUCUCGAGCGUGCUGAGAAGUUUGGCAAUAUUUCAUAUAAGGCUCGCAGAAAAAUUGCCAAGCUCAGUCAAGAUUUCAUUUUCGAUGGUUGUACCAUAUUGGUGCAUGGCUUCUCUAGAGUGGUGCUUGAGGUUUUGAGAAUGGCGGCACAAAAGGGAAGACCAGAAAGGACAGGAUUACUGUUAUCCAAUGAGCUAGCUAAGAUCGAUGUUCCUGUUAAGCUCUUAAUAGACUCUGCUGCGGCAUAUAAUAUGGAUGAAAUAGACAUGGUGCUUGUGGGGGCCGAUGGUGUGGUUGAGAAUGGCGGCAUAAUAAAUAUGAUGGGAACCUAUCAAAUUGCACUGAUUGCCAAAAGCACGAACAAGCCGGUUUAUGUUGCUGCCGAGAGUUACAAGUUUGCUCGGCUUUAUCCAUUGGAUCAAAAAGACAUGGUGCCUGCUUUGCGUCCGAUCGAUUUUGGAGUCCCGAUUCCUUCAGGAGUCGAGGUUGAAACAUCUGCUAGGGAUUACACACCUCCACAGUUUCUUACCUUACUCUUUACUGAUUUAGGCGUCUUAACACCAUCGGUAGUGAGUGACGAGCUCAUCCACCUAUAUGACAAGUGUUUGGUUUAGAUAUUUUUUUUUUUUUUUUUUUU